CAGAGCGACAAUGCGUGGCGGCGGGAGGUUGUGACCUGAGCUUGGGGGCCGGGCCGGGGCUGCUGAAUGGCGGCUCAUUGAGGCGGCGGCUCUGGCUGCUCGGGACGUGCCGCGGCGGCGGCCGGGGUGAUGCUGCUCAAGCUCUUACAGAGGCAGACGUAUACCUGCCUGUCCCACAGGUAUGGGCUCUACGUCUGUUUCGUGGGCGUCGUGGUCACCAUCGUGUCCGCCUUCCAGUUCGGAGAGGUGGUUCUGGAAUGGAGCCGGGAUCAAUACCACGUUUUGUUUGAUUCCUACAGAGACAACAUUGCUGGGAAGUCCUUUCAGAAUCGGCUCUGUCUGCCCAUGCCCAUCGAUGUGGUUUACACCUGGGUGAACGGUACUGACCUUGAACUACUGAAGGAACUACAGCAAGUCAGAGAACAGAUGGAGGAGGAGCAGAAAGCAAUGAGAGAAAUCCUUGGGAAGAACACAACGGAACCCACUAACAAGAGUGAGAAGCAGCUGGAAUGUUUGCUGACCCACUGCAUUAAGGUGCCGAUGCUUGUCCUGGACCCAGCCCUGCCAGUCAAUGUCACACUGAAGGACCUGCCAUCUCUCUAUCCUUCUUUUCAUUCUGCCAGUGAUAUAUUCAAUGUUGCAAAACCAAAAAACCCUUCCACUAAUGUCUCAGUUGUUGUUUUCGACAGUGCUAAGAAUGUUGAAGAUGCCCACACUGGAAUGCCUAAAGGAAACAGCAAACAGACAAUUUGGAGGGGCUAUUUGACAACAGAUAAAGAAGUACCUGGGUUAGUGCUAAUGCAAGAUUUGGCUUUCCUGAGUGGAUUUCCACUGACAUUCAAGGAAACAAAUCAACUCAGAACAAAACUGCCAGACAAUCUUUCUUCUAAAAUAAAACUGUUGCAGUUGUACUCAGAGGCCAGUGUAGCACUUCUAAAAUUGAAUAACCCCAAAGAUUUCCAAGAACUGAAUAAGCAGACUAAGAAGAACAUGACCAUUGAUGGGAAAGAACUGACCAUAAGUCCUGCGUAUUUGUUAUGGGAUCUGAGUGCCAUCAGCCAGUCUAAGCAGGAUGAAGAUGUCUCUGCCAGCCGUUUUGAGGAUAACGAAGAACUGAGAUAUUCACUGCGAUCUAUCGAGAGGCAUGCCCCGUGGGUUCGGAAUAUUUUUAUUGUCACUAAUGGGCAGAUUCCAUCCUGGCUGAACCUUGAUAAUCCUCGAGUGACGAUAGUGACACACCAGGAUGUUUUUAGGAAUUUGAGCCACUUGCCUACCUUUAGUUCACCUGCUAUUGAAAGUCACAUUCAUCGCAUUGAAGGACUGUCCCAGAAAUUUAUUUACCUGAAUGAUGAUGUCAUGUUCGGGAAGGAUGUCUGGCCAGAUGAUUUUUACAGCCACUCUAAAGGUCAGAAGGUUUAUUUGACAUGGCCUGUGCCCAACUGUGCCGAGGGCUGUCCAGGAUCCUGGAUUAAGGACGGCUAUUGUGACAAGGCUUGCAAUAACUCAGCCUGCGAUUGGGAUGGUGGCGAUUGCUCUGGUAACAGUGCAGCGAGUCGCUAUGUUCCAGGGGGUGGAGGCCCUGGGAGUCUCGGAGUUGGACAGCCCUGGCAGUUCGGUGGGGGAAUAAGCGGUGUCUCUUAUUGUAACCAAGGAUGUGCAAAUUCCUGGCUCGCCGAUAAGUUCUGUGACCAAGCCUGCAAUGUUUUGUCCUGUGGGUUUGAUGCUGGCGAUUGUGGGCAAGAUCAUUUUCAUGAAUUGUAUAAAGUAACUCUUCUCCCAAACCAGACUCACUAUAUUAUUCCAAAAGGUGAAUGCCUGCCUUAUUUCAGCUUUGCAGAAAUAGCCAAAAGAGGAAUCGAAGGUGCAUACAGUGACAACCCAAUAAUUCGACAUGCUUCUAUUGCCAAUAAGUGGAAAACCAUCCACCUCCUAAUGCACAGUGGAAUGAAUGCAACCACAGUCUAUUUUAACCUCACAUUUCAAAAUAAAAAUGAUGAAGACUUCAAAAUCCAGAUAACAGUAGAGGUUGACACAAGAGAGGAACCCAAACUGAAUUCUACGACCCAGAAGUCUCACCACAGUUUGGUUAGCCCUGUAACACUCCUACCAGAGGCAGAAAUCCUGUUUGAGGAUAUUCCCGAAGAAAAACGCUUUCCAAAGUUCAGGAGACAUAAUCUUAACAGAACAGGAAGAGUCCAAGUGGAAGUGAAAAUUCCCCUGGUAAAUAUUUCUCUCCUUCCAAAAGAGGUCCAGCUGAGUCUCAAUAAGUUGGAUUUGCAACUAGAACGUGGAGACAUCACUGUGAAAGGAUAUAACCUGUCCAAGUCAGCCUUGCUGAGGUCGUUUCUGGUGAACUUACAGGAGGCUGAAGUAAAAAUGAAUCAAACUGAAAAAGCAGGUGAAAGAAAUGACAGUUUGAAGGCCCCACUGGAAAAGCAGUUGCACAGAAACAUCUUGCCAGACAACUUAGAGGCACCUGAAAGAUUACAGAGGUCAGCUCUUCCGGCAGUGACAAUAAAAGUGAAUGGCCGCUACCCAAGUCAGAAUUCAUCCCUGGACUUAGAGGCCGAAGGAAGAUUUAAAUCUGAAACUCUGGCCCAAAAAGUAGGAGGUGGAAGCGUGCCGAAAGAAAACCUCUCAUCUCUGAUUCUUCCAUUGGAAAACCAGGCAACAAAAGGAAAGAAAAUCGCAGAGAAAGAACAAGAGAAAAGCAGGGUGGAGGGAAAUGCUAAUAGUCCCAUAGGUGUUAAUGAAGUAUUGCCUGGGAGAAAACUGCAGCAUUACACAGGUGGUUACCUGGGCUUUUUGCCAUGGGAAAAAAAAAAGUAUUUCCAAGAUCUUCUUGAUGAAGAAGAGUCACUGAAGACACAACUCGCAUACUUCACUGAUAGCAGACACACUGGGAGGCAACUAAAAGAUACAUUUGCAGAUUCCCUCAGAUAUGUAAAUAAAAUUCUAAAUAGCAAGUUUGGAUUCACAUCUCGGAAAGUCCCUGCACACAUGCCUCACAUGAUUGACCGGAUAGUUAUGCAAGAACUGCAGGACAUGUUCCCUGAAGAAUUUGACAAGACGUCAUUUCACAAAGUGCGCCAUUCUGAGGAUAUGCAGUUUGCUUUCUCUUAUUUUUAUUACCUCAUGAGUGCAGUUCAGCCACUGAAUAUAUCUCAAGUUUUUGAUGAAGUUGAUACAGAUCAAUCUGGUGUCUUAUCUGACAGAGAAAUUCGAACACUGGCUACUAGAAUUCACGACCUGCCUUUAAGUUUGCAGGAUUUAACAGGUCUGGAACACAUGUUAAUAAAUUGCUCAAAAAUGCUUCCUGCUAAUAUCACUCAGCUAAACACCAUUCCACCAACUCAGGAAGCAUACUAUGAUCCCAAUCUGCCACCAGUUACUAAAAGACUAGUAACCAACUGUAAAGCAGUAACUGAUAAAAUCCACAAAGCAUAUAAGGACAAAAACAAAUAUAGGUUUGAAAUCAUGGGAGAAGAAGAAAUUGCUUUUAAAAUGAUUCGUACCAAUGUUUCUCAUGUGGUUGGCCAGUUGGAUGAUAUAAGAAAAAAUCCCAGGAAAUUUGUUUGCCUGAAUGACAACAUCGAUCACAAUCAUAAAGAUGCCCAGACAGUGAAAGCUGUUCUCAGGGACUUCUAUGAAUCUAUGUUCCCCAUACCGUCCCAGUUUGAACUACCAAGGGAAUAUAGGAACCGUUUCCUUCACGUGCACGAGCUGCAGGAGUGGAGAGCAUAUCGAGACAAAUUGAAGUUUUGGACUCAUUGUGUAUUAGCAACAUUAAUUAUGUUUACUGUAUUCUCAUUUUUUGCUGAACAGUUAAUUGCACUUAAGCGGAAGAUAUUUCCCAGAAGGAGGGUACAGAAAGAAGCUAGUCCUGAUCGAAUCAGGGUAUAGAAGAUCAUCAUUUGAAAAUCAUCUACCUCAGCAUUCACUGAACGUUUUAAAACUCAGCAUCACAGAAAUGUCUUCAUGAUGUAAUUAAUGCUUAGCCAGCUUGGCCUAUAGGAGGAAAAACAUCCAACACAAUACUUGUUUUGUGUAAAUAAAGCCUACUCAUCACGAUUUGUUUAACUAACACACUGAAAACUUGUGUGUUGAGCAGCUAUGAAUUGAUUUUUACCUUUAAAGCCUUUGCUUAGGGACCUGAUAUUCUUUUAAUGAAAAGGCUCACUGACAAGAGACACUGGUGAGAUUCCAUAGUAACCAUUGCCAACUACCUUCAACAUGAGAAGCAUGGGAGUGAUUGACAAGAGACCCCAGUUUUUGCAUUCCAAACCUAUUGCUAUGGUUUUACAUUUUUGCUUUUUUCAUUUUUUUCAUUUUCUCCAUUUUCCAUUUUAAAAAUAAGUAGCUACUAAGUUAACUAGUUAUUCUUGCUUCUGAAAAUAAUGACUUGGGAUAUCUAAAGAUGUUUUUAUAGAUGUUAUUUAAAUACAGCAAUAUCACCUCUUAUUGGCAAUAUCUUAAUUGUGGAUUUCAGUAACGUUUAAGGCGGUAAGUGGUGUUAAACCACUUAAAACUACUGAUGAGCUCCAUAACUGACAUUUUACUAUGUGCUUGUUUACUUUAGCCCCUAAGAAAUUGCGAUUUCAUGUGGAGGUCUAAUUACAAAGGGCUAGAUUAAGUAGCAGAACUACUUUCCAGAUGUAAUUACAUUUUGGAAAUGUACAUAUUCGAACAGAAGUGCUCAUUUUAGAAAUGAGUAGUGUUGAUGGUACUGGCAUAUCACAAUGGUGUCUUUUUAAUACUCAUCAGUAUAUUCCAGCAGCUGUCUCUUCUAAUUGGUUUUAUAUAAUGCAGGGGUCAGCAAACCUUUUCUGUAAAAAGCCACAUAGAAAGUAUGUGCAGGCCACAUGAGUCUCUGUUGCAUAUCCUUUUUUGUGGUUAGUUCAACUAUUGUUGCUAUUGUUUAACAUUUAAAAAAUGUCAAAACCAUGUUUUGCUCAGUUAUACAAAAACAGGCCAUCAGCUGUAUUUGGCCCACAGGCCAUUGUUUGCUGACCACUGGGAUAGAGAAUUAGUGUUUUUAUGUAUGGGUAAGCCCUGAUGUUCAGCCAUAUUUUAUUUAGGUUAUUUUACAGUGGAUUCUGGAGGUCGCAUUCUGUGAGUCCUUUUUGAACUCAACAGGUAUUUUAAAUCAUGAUUUCAACAGUAUUCCUUCAAAAUGGCAUAACUGUUUUGUAAAAAGACUUGUAAAUACUGUGUUUGUGCUGUAAAAGUUAUGUUUCAAGACCCAAAGUCUCACAAAAAAUUAAUUUUGUCUGGUACUUUGAUUUUUAAAUCUUUGAGUAAUCAAUUUAUUGUUAUCCAGAUUCAACAAUCACAUCAGUGCUUCUACAGUGUGUCAGGGUCUAUGCUGAACAUGACUGAAAAUAAAUGGAAAAUAGUGUAAGGAAGGGCAGUAGUACAGCAUACUGGGGAGUGUCAUUUUAUAGGGGAAAAUGAGUUCUACAUGGGAAAAUGGUAAAAAUGUAUGGGAUAUCUGGGUAUCAUUCUUAUAUGUAAAGAAUAUUCUAGAAGAGUUAUAAAUAAAUGAAUAUUUGGGUGUGAGGGAGAUCUCUGUGGUUGGAUGAAUGUAGUCUGCAUCUAAUUAGGAGCUUAAUAGAUAAUAGGGUGGAUAACAGAAUCAUAGAAUAUCAUUGAAUCAUUUUUCCAGUGAUCCUGUGGAAUCAUUAGAACAGAGGAACGUCAAAAGUUGAUGCAUAGUCAAAUACUUUAAAAAAUUUUUAAAGCCUCCAAA
Messenger RNA from Manis javanica (Malayan pangolin), 5749 nucleotides. RefSeq names its product N-acetylglucosamine-1-phosphate transferase subunits alpha and beta (gene GNPTAB). The record is from RefSeq and is a predicted model, not a curated record. NCBI's taxonomy places the organism in Eukaryota, Metazoa, Chordata, Mammalia, Pholidota, Manidae. Gene Ontology annotation, molecular function: UDP-N-acetylglucosamine-lysosomal-enzyme N-acetylglucosaminephosphotransferase activity; calcium ion binding. Gene Ontology annotation, cellular component: Golgi apparatus. Gene Ontology annotation, biological process: N-glycan processing to lysosome; carbohydrate phosphorylation.